UAUAAAUAAGCGUAAAGUUGGUGUUCAGGGCAUAACACAUUUGAAAAUUCAAAGGAGAGUUUGAGAGCAUAGAGCAAAAAAUAUAACAAGAAUAUGUCUAAAUUUACUUGUAUAGUCUUUUGUGCAGUAGCAAUGAGUUUAUGUGUUUUCGUUGAAAGUCAGGAAGCAAAUUCAAUUUUCCAUGGAGCUAUCAAGCCCUUGAUAGUGGAGUGUGCAAAAGAAUAUGGACUUAGCCAAGAUACGCUUCAGAAGAACAGGGGUCCAGAUGGAUUGAAAAAUUUACCACCAUGCUUUAUAGGCUGUGUUCUUAAGAAAUUUGAUAUUAUAGACGACAAAGGUAAAUAUGACGCAGAUUCUGGUAUAGCCGCAAUCAAAAAAUUAUUGCCAAAUAACGAAUACUUGGAAAAAAUAACAGCAGUUUUGAAAGAUUGCGAGUCAGUUAAUGAUAAAACAGUCAGUGAUGGAGAUGCUGGGUGCGAAAGAGCUGUGCUGGGAGCUAUCUGCUACAUGGAACAUAAAACUAUUGUCUUAGCUUAACUAGCUCAAAGAGUGACUCAUCAUGAUACGGAUAGAUAAAUCAGAACAAAAAUGUAUAUUGUUAUAGGAAUAAAUUUUAUUUUUAAUUAGCUA
This is a messenger RNA of Spodoptera frugiperda (fall armyworm), 630 nucleotides long. RefSeq lists its product as uncharacterized. Gene Ontology annotation, molecular function: odorant binding. Bases 94 to 537 code for a protein of 147 amino acids. The transcript is spliced from 5 exons. NCBI's taxonomy places the organism in Eukaryota, Metazoa, Arthropoda, Insecta, Lepidoptera, Noctuidae. The record is from RefSeq and is a predicted model, not a curated record.